AACAAUGAAUGAAAUAGGGAGGAAGAGACAUGUUAGGGAGCCACCUUGUGUUCCAUUUCUAUGGGAAGUAAGGCCAGGCAUUGCCAAGAAAGAUUGGAAGCCAGAGUUGUGUUCAUGUAGCAGCCAGUUUCCUUGUCCUGAACCUCCACUCAAACUAAUAGCCUCAGUUCCCUUUCUUUGGGAAGAAAAACCUGGAACACCACUACCUAAUUUCUCACUUUAUUCUUCUUCACUGGAUAACAUUGAUUCCAAUGAUGAGAGUAGUGAAGCUAUUACUGGCAUGGAGCUUGAAACAUUUAGGUUUGACAUUGAUGAAUCAAUGGAGGAAAAGUCAUUGGUUGAACCUGAAGUUGAAACCACAUUGUGGGCAACUUGCUCAGAGACAGAGAGUUGCACAAGCAGCUAUGAAACAGGAAGGUCAAGUCCAACUGGUGCCACUUUCUUAGAAUGCCUAUUUCCAUUGUAUCCACCAAAAUCAGGCUUUCUUGAAAGGGAUGAGAACUUUCUGUUUUCAACUCAACCAGCAGAAGUAAAGGCAGAAGAAGAUGUUGAUGAUGGAGAGUGUACUAAUGGCAGUGAGAUGACGAUGAGGAGGAAGGUGCCAACACUUGGAGAACUAAUCAUGAUGAGUAGAAGAAGAAGCUGCAGAAGGAAAGCACUUCACAUGAACUGGGAUCAUAAUCCACCUAAGUGAUAUUUGUGCAGGAAAUGAGAAGAAAGGAAGAUUUUGGAUGCUUCAACUUUGUACGUGGCAACAUAGUUGAGGGACUAUUCAAGAGAAGCUACUUGCCGAGAAUGAAACUAGUCAAGGCAAGGCAGGGGACGAUGAUAAUAGAGCCAAAGCUCACAAUAUAAUUUCUAUUUUAAUACUUAAAUACACGUUUUGGGUUUCAGUUUGUGGAGUGUGGAGUGUUGAACAAUUAACUUGUGCUAAUAUAUAUAUAUAUUAACUUGAACUACCACUUUAUUACAAUUUUAACUAAGAAAUAAAACAUUAAACAAAAUUGGUAGGGCGGGCCAGGCCUAGAAGCAAGCUCCUAUGGUGACCUAUCCCCCUUGAAAAAUAAAGUUAAUAUCGUUAUAGACUCUACAUAUCAGAUAUUAAGCUGAGCAGAACAUAUACCACACUUGGU
Messenger RNA from Arachis stenosperma, 1133 nucleotides. RefSeq lists its product as uncharacterized. Bases 5 to 694 code for a protein of 229 amino acids. The record is from RefSeq and is a predicted model, not a curated record. The transcript is spliced from 2 exons. NCBI's taxonomy places the organism in Eukaryota, Viridiplantae, Streptophyta, Magnoliopsida, Fabales, Fabaceae.